UGUCUGGACGCGUUUACGGACGCUGCUUCAACGACGUCACGGCCGACUUCCUCUUCUAGAGACCUGCGAUUGCGUCCAAGAAGCUUCGAGUCAAGAAAGAAAUCCUGCGUUCGAGAAAUUCUCUUUUAGAAACCAAACAGAAGAUCAGAAACUUCAAACUCUCGUUUGCCAUCACGAUUAAUUAUUGGUCCAACCGACGAAGAAGCUCGAAAGAUUUUCUUUCAUUGAAGAUCUGAACUUAUCGAUUCCCUGGAUAGACAUCUGCUUAUACGAUCCGUUAUUAAUAAGCUAUAUAGUUACUUUCUGUCUAAGUAUAGGUACUCUACCGGAGAAUAUCUGAAUACAAAGAUGAAAGUGAGUAAAUAUUUUCAAGAAUUCCUUAUGUUGCUGGUGGUGCUUGAGCGCGCUACUGGUCUACAAGUUUCCAACCUUUUCUCCAAGGUACUUGGGACUACCAUUGAUAAUAACUGUCGUCUGGCGCUGCAAGUGCCUGCCUCAACCAAGUUUCUGGGUCUACGUGGCGCCUGCAGCCUCAUGUGCAUGCAAAAUAAAAACUGUCGCUUCUUCUGCACCCUCAAAAGCACGGGUGCGUGCGCUCUGUAUAGUGCUUAUGUGGCCGUGCGCUGGCCGGGCCAGGUAGGUGUAACUUACGAUGCUUGUUACACCUCAUGGGGAGACCCUCGUGACAUCUUGAAGACAAACUCGCCCUUCAACUUCUCCACUAAUUAUCCUACUUUCCAUGACAACUACAUCCAUGCCACCGAUGGAUACUCCUGCAGUGAAAUCCAGAACCGUUUCGGGACGGAACUUAGAAGCAACAGCUACUCACAGAUCGACUUGGAACAAAUCACUCGAGUACAGACAGUUAUCUUCGCCACUGCGAAUUUGGGAUUCUUGGAAGACGUGGAUGUGUACCUCAGCAACACAAGUGACUUCACAAUUGGGGAGAAAAUCGGUCGCGUUGACGGUAAGCCGCCGGGAUGGUCAUCGAUCACCAUCAGCACCAACACCAGCGUUGCAGGACGGUACAUCACUUUCUUCAUGGCUGUAAACAAUUACCAUGGCUACGCCGAGAUCCAAAUUAUUCCACUUCCUUGAGCCUUUUGUUUCCAUUUUACGGAGGGCAAGCUAAAUCUACAAAUCAUGUGGGGGACCUUUUUGACAUCGUGGCUAUGAGCUCGCCCUUAAAUUUCUUCAGUAAUUAUGGCGCAUCCCGAGCCAACUACAGGCAAAACACCGAUGGAUACUCCUGCGUAUCUACCGCUGAUCGCUUUGCGACGCGGUUCUUAUUAGCCUCACGGCUUCUUGCAGAUAGACCAGGAACAGAUCACUCGAGUAUACUGACAGUAAUUGUAGCCACCGCUGAACCCACCUAAAUUUGGGACAUGGAUGUGUUCCUCAGUAACAAAAGUCACUUUACACUUGGAAAGAAAAUGGGUCGAGUUGGCGGCUAUCCGCCUGCAUGGUCGUCGUUUGCUCUCAGCGCCAACACCAAGACGGUACAUCUCGCUCUUCUCUGCACGAUCUCAUUACCAUGGCUACGCCGAGAUCCAAAUUAUUACACUUUCUUUUGCAUGUCCAGAGCGAUUAAAGGAUGGAUUUUAAUAUAAAAAUGAAACAAAAUUAAUGAAUUUAAAAACAUU
Messenger RNA from Hyalella azteca, 1643 nucleotides. RefSeq lists its product as uncharacterized. The transcript has 3 exons. Lineage: Eukaryota; Metazoa; Arthropoda; Malacostraca; Amphipoda; Hyalellidae. The record is from RefSeq and is a predicted model, not a curated record. The coding region runs from base 349 to 1098 and encodes 249 amino acids.